GCCCACGGUGUAUUUACUCUGAGCACGUGACCCCUGUGUCCAGUUAAGGAGCGCCGUUUAUAGGCGGGGUCAGGCGUCACCAUGCCAACUGUUCCACGCUCAGCUACUUUGUGUACCUAUAGCAACGGUGCCGUAGGAUGCACCCUGAGGAAAUAGUUGUGCAGUAACCAAACCACCGGAGACACCGAGCACCGGGACAGCGCCGCCGGGAAGUGAUGUUAUGGAAAUAAAGCCAUUGUUCAAGUUAUUGUAGGUGAAAAGAAAUGCCAACGAAAAGUGCCAAAUCCAAGGGCUCAGCAAAGUCUCACAGCAAAGGAAAGAAGUCAAAGAAAUCAAAGAAAAGUAAAGAACCUAAACCUGAGGUGGACAUCCUCAGUCCAGCUGCCAUGCUCAACGCUUACUACAUCUCCCAUAAUGCUGUGGACUGCUUGGAAUUUCGAGGAUUUAGCUGGUCAGGAGCUCCAAAAAAGAAAGGGAAGAAGGGAAAGAAAAAGAAAUAGUUACCACCAAUGACAAUAACAUACUAUAAGCUUUUGGUGCCAAAUACUAAAACUCUGUGUUUUUUUUUUUAAUUUAGCUGUUAAUAUUAAUGUCUUAUGCCCAGUUUACAUUGUUAUGUAGUACAGACACAUUUCACACAUAUUACCUACCUAAAAAGUUUGAUAUCCUUGCAUAUUUCUUUGCCUUUAGCUGGAUUUUUGUUUGUAUAUUUUUUGUUUUAACCAGAUCUAAUUGGAAACAUAAAAAAUGUGAGGAAUUGCCAAAAAAUGUUUAUAGCUGUAAAAGUGUGAAUUAAAAUCACUCUAAUGAUAUAUAGAAAGCUAUUAAAGGCUAUCUACCAUA
Molecule: messenger RNA, 843 nt
Organism: Hyla sarda
Lineage: Eukaryota; Metazoa; Chordata; Amphibia; Anura; Hylidae
Gene: SMKR1
Product: small lysine rich protein 1
Exons: 3
Coding region: 264-500 (78 amino acids)
Source: RefSeq, a predicted model, not a curated record